Messenger RNA from Parnassius mnemosyne (clouded apollo), 4098 nucleotides. Lineage: Eukaryota; Metazoa; Arthropoda; Insecta; Lepidoptera; Papilionidae. The record is from the annotation of a GenBank genome assembly.
AUGACUACUCCAAAGUUGUUAUAUACUUUGGAGCAACCUCAUGGCAUGGGAGAGUUAUAUUUUUUAUGGCAAAAGGGAGAAUCUCGCUCUUUUCUUGCAACUACUGGUACUGAUGCAACAGUGGCUAUACAUGACCGUUCUGGUAAAUUAUUGGAAAGACUGAAAUUGCAAGGACUAUGUGCUGGUAUGCAAUGGGACAAUGAUGGUGAUUAUUUGGCUGUGAUAACUCCAAACAGCAAUGCAGUGUUACUGUGGGAGUGUCAUGCAAAUAAACGGGUGAAUAUUGAAACUGGCUUGCGUGAACCUCCAUCUUGCCUUGCUUGGUCCUUUGGAGAGCCGCUUCUGGCUGUUGGAACACAGAAAGGAAAUCUGGCAUUAUAUAACCAUCAUACCACAAAGAGAAUACCAAUAAUAGGUAAACAUACGAAAAAAAUUACUUGUGCUGCUUGGAACAGAGACAGUAUAUUAGUUCUAGCUUCAGAAGACAAAAGUCUAUCUAUAAAUAAUUCUGAUGGAGAUACACUAAGAAUGAUCACUCUAAGGGAUAUGCCAAAUGAUUUGCAGUUUUCUGAGAUGAAAAUGGAUGAGAGGGUAGCAGGCGAAAAUACAAUUAGUCUAAUAGUCGGGAAGCGAACGCUGUACCUAUAUAAUCUACUGAACCCUGAGAACCCAAUAGAGCUCGCAUUUCAACAGCGGUACGGUUCAAUAGUUUCGUACAAAUGGUAUGGUGACGGAUACAUACUUAUCGGGUUCAGCGCCGGUUACAUUAUAGCUAUUUCGACGCAUCUGAAGGAAGUUGGGGAGGAGCUAUUUCAAGUCAAAAAUCAUAAGGAAAAUCUCACCGAUGUUGCCGUUUUUGGUAGUCAAGCAGUUUCUUGCGGUGAUGGGCAGUUAAAACUGAUAUCGGUAUGGAACAACGGGGAAGUGUCGGGUUCGGUGAUACCACCAGGUGGUGCUGAGCGAUGCGCUUGGAGCAGUGAUGGUAGAUUGCUGGCCACCGCGGGCCGUGCCUACCUCAACGUGUACGUGACCACACUGCCGCCGCUAUACGCCGUGUACGGCACAAGAGCGGUCACACUGACCAACCUCACUGAACUCACAGUGUAUCAGUGCAUCGCCGUUGGCGACGAGCCAGAAUCUGGCAAUAAAUCGGAGCCGAUGGCUUUGGCCACGUACACUUUGGGCACGGAGCCCACGGCCAUAGCGCUGGGCGGCGGCCACGUGUGCUGCGUGAGCGGGGUGCAGGCGUGGUUCUACCCGCUGGGCGGCGGGCCGGCCGCGCGCCGCCAGUACCCGGCCGCCGUGCAGGCGCUGCGGAUGUCCGGCGACUACGCCGCCGCGCUGUUCCAGGGUCGCGCCAUGUUGCACUCUAUCGAACAACCGGACCCGUCGCAACCGGAACGUGACGCAAUGCUCUUCCCCGAGCCGCAUAUGCAAGGCGCCAAGAUAGUUGAUAUUCAUUUGACUGGCGAUUUCUUUAUUUUCGUCACUGACCAAGGUCACAUAGAAUAUUUUGGCGUGGAGGAGUGGCGGACGUCUGUGCGCUACAAGCACAGUUGCGGAGUGAGCGGCGUCUACUGCGAUAUAAGCGGCGCGCGGUCUUGUGUGCUGGACCAGCGCGGCCGCGCGCACGUGCACUCGCCCGCCGCCGGCCAGCUGUGCGCCGUGCAGCGCGCCACGCCCGCGCACGUCAAAGGCGUGAUUUGGGAUAUCUGCCUAUCGGAAAGAAAUGUUUUCGCGAUGUAUACGGAUGAAUCUAUCGAAACCUAUUACUUCGCUGCCACUUCCACCGAUGGUUCACAUGUAGACUUUGUGGCUUCUACCAGUAUUUUACCCGAUCAUAUACCGCUAAUAUUGUUCUCGGGGGAAACCUAUUGUUACGCAAGUGGCGGAGCUGUUACUAAAGUGGCGCUCGAAUCGCACAACACGAGUGGCCUUGCCGAUGUCGACACGGAGAAGCGUCUCGUAAACCAGAGAAAACACGUAGACAAGCUAUUGCUCCUCAGGAGGUUCAGCGAGGCCUGGCUCUUUUGUGAUGCAGUCGACGAACCCGACCUGUGGAGGAAGAUGGGCGAAGCGGCCAUCGCGGAUCUGAAUGUGGAGUUUGCAAUUCGUGUUUACACACGACUCAAUGACGUCGCUAUGGUCUGGGCUCUAGAAGAUGCAUCACAUAUAGAGGAACUUCCUAUUCUGUGCGGCACGCUGUGCGCGUGCCUGGGCAGGUCGGAGGCGGGCGCGCGGUGGCUCGAGGGCGGCGGCGGGGCGAGGGGCGCGGCGCGCGCGAUUGACCUUCACGCCGCGUGCGGGGACUGGCAGCGCGCCGCGCGCCUGGCGCAGGCCGCCUGCCCGCCGCGCGCGCCCGCGCUGCACCGCCACCGCGCGCACCACCUCGAGCUCACAGCCGAAUAUCACGAAGCACUCGCUAAUUAUGAAAAGAGCAUCAUCACUGAAAAUAUAGAUGAUAUAAAAGUGAAAGAACACAACGCUAAAUGCGAAGCAGGUAUCGCUAGGACGUCUAUACGUUGUGGGGACAUCAUGCGGGGCGUCACCACAGCUAUGAAGUAUUCACACGAUAUUGACUUGUUGAAGGAAUGCGCUCAAUUGCUUGAGGAGGAGAAGCAUUACAGCCACGCUGCCGCCUUAUACGACCACGCUGGGAACACAGAAAAAGCCGCUUCGUUGUACAUAAAAUUAAAAUCUUGGUUAAAAGUUGAGACACUAUUACCAAAAAUAAAUUCACCGAGCAUUCACUUACAAUACGCUAAAGCUAAAGAAGCCGAAGGUAGAUACAGUGAUGCUUUAAAAUCGUAUCUCAAAGCGCAGGAUUAUGAAGCCGCGAUAAGACUUAAUUUGGAGAAACUAGACGAUAUAGACGAAGCCGUCAAUCUAGUUCAAGAGACGAAGUCAAUUCAGGGAGCGAAAAUGGUGGCUAAUUAUUUCCAGAAUAAUGACGAUCCGACAUCGGCAAUAAAGUUCCUUGUGAUGUCGCUAUGUUAUGAUGAAGCGUUUCAACUGGCGCGGAAGAACGGCAAGUUACAAUUGUAUGGAGAAAUAUUGAUACAGACUUCGAACGCGAGAUCGGAGGACUUCAGAAGUCUCGCUCUACACUUCGAAGGCGAAAAGAACCAUUUGCUAGCAGGCAAAUUCUAUUUUCACGCUGGUGAAUAUAACAAAGCUAUGACACAUUUAUUGAAGACUGGUGGAACUGAGCAGGAGGAGAAUGAAGGAAUUAGUAUCGCUAUAGAUGCGGCUGCGGCAAGUGAUGAUGAGCGAUUAAGUAGAAGGUUAAUAGAGUUCUUGUUGGGAGAAACAGAUGGAACUCCGAGGGAUCCUCGACACUUAUUUCGAUUGUACAUGGCCAAACGGCAGUAUACCGAAGCGGCAAAAACUGCGGUGAUAAUAGGCAACGCUGAGUGCCGCGCGGGGCGGUACCGCGAGGCGCGCGACGUGGCGCGCGGCGUGUGCGCGGCGCUGCGGGCGCGCGCGGCGCCCGUGCCGCGCGACCUGCGCCGCGCCGCCGCGCUGCUGCACUCCUACAUACUGGUGAGAAUGCACGUAAAACGGGGUCGGCACGAUCUCGCGGCCCGUUUACUUCUUCGUACCGCCGCUGAGGUCUCGUUCUUCCCUACACAACAACUAUCAAUCCUGACAUCGACGGUGAUCGAGUGCAGUCGCGCCGGCUUGAAGCACCAAGCACACCAUUGGGCCAAAGUGCUAAUGCAGCCCGAAUAUCGUUCGCAGAUAGACCCUAAAUAUGUGAAGAAGAUCGAGUCGGCAGUGCGUCACUUGCCGCGCGACACCGCCGCGCCAGAGCCGGCGGCGCCGUGCGCGCAGUGCGGCGCCGCGCUGCCGCUCGCACAGCUGCGCUGCUCGCACUGCGAGGCCGACCUGCCCUUCUGCCUCGCCACGGGUAUGCACAUAGUGAAGGGAGAUUUAACGGCGUGUCCAGAGUGCGAUUUCCCUGCGAUAUACUCAGAAUUCGUCGAAAUUCUUCGUGAUGAAGGUAAAUGUCCAAUGUGCGGCGAGAGCGUCGAUUACAAGCGUCUGACCAAAAUCGACGAUGUGUCCUUAUACCUCGAUCAUAACACAAAAGAUUAA